UUUCCCCGACGCCCGACGGGGAGUGAUAUCAACGGUCUAGGAAAAAGUGAAGGGGGGCGACUCUAAGACAGAGAAGGAAAAAACAAAAAAAAAAAAAAAUACUCAGGUAGUGUUGUCGAAAAAAUCCGUUUUCAGCAGGAAUUAUUCCCCCUUGGUGAGAGCACGAAUAGGUUCUGCGCGAGUGACUAGUCGAGUUAUUGUGCAUUGAAAACACACUUCAGAAGCGAUAGGGGAAAAUACGGAUUGGACAUUUCGUCAGAUUCGAAAUUCGCUGGAAUUUUUUUUUUUAAAUUUGGACUUUCUGAAAACUGCACGAAGUUUAUUUCUUAUUGUGGUUGUGUUUGCUGUUCGCGGUGCAAGAUGGAGUUGUGAUUUCUUUUCUAACUGUGAGAUUCUUCUGGUGUCUCGACAGACACAGGAAGUGACGACACAUUCUCACACCGCUGGGAAAAACAUGAGCGAGUCGAGGCAAUGAAGGAGAAGUCUAAGAAUGCCGCCAGGACGAGGCGAGAGAAAGAAAAUGCCGAAUUCUACGAGCUGGCCAAGAUGCUGCCCCUGCCGUCGGCCAUUACGUCACAGCUGGACAAAGCCUCCAUAAUCCGGCUCUCGACGAGUUAUCUCAAAAUGAGAGCUGUAUUUCCUGACGGUCUCGGUGAUGCAUGGGGUCAAAGACAACCCCCGAAAACCCCUUUGGAAAAGGAGCUGGGGUCACAUUUGCUGCAGACGUUGGACGGGUUCAUCUUUGUAGUGGCACCAGACGGGAAGAUCAUGUACAUCUCAGAAACUGCCUCGGUUCAUCUCGGUCUGUCUCAGGUGGAACUGACAGGUGGAAGUAUAUACGAGUACAUCCACCCUGCAGAUCAUGACGAAAUGUCUGCACUUCUGACGGUGCACCAUCCUUACCACACCCACAUUUUACAAGACGUGGAGAUAGAGCGCUCCUUUUUCCUGAGGAUGAAAUGUGUGCUGGCCAAACGCAACGCAGGGUUGACUUCCGGUGGUUACAAGGUCAUCCACUGCAGCGGAUAUCUAAAAAUCAAACAGUACACGAUGGAUAUAGCCCCGUACGAUGGAUGCUACCAGAAUGUUGGAUUAGUAGCCGUGGGGCACUCCCUGCCCCCCUCAGCCAUCACCGAGAUAAAGAUGUUCUCCAACAUGUUCAUGUUCCGUGCUUCGUUAGAUCUGAAACUCAUUUUUCUCGACGCCAGGGUAGCAGCAUUGACUGGAUACGAACCCCAGGACCUGAUUGAGAAAACACUGUACCAUUACAUCCACGCCUGUGAUAUUCUCCACAUGAGAUACGCUCACCACACAUUGUUGCUCAAAGGUCAGGUGACCACAAGGUAUUACCGGUUCAUGGCCAAGGACGGGGGGUGGGUCUGGAUGCAGAGCUACGCCACCAUCGUUCACAAUAGUCGCUCCAGCAGACCACACUGUAUUGUCAGUGUCAACUACGUGCUCAGCGAGGUGCUCCAGAAAGACGCCCAGAUACAAAUUGAGCAGACGAUGUCCUCUAAAGAACUCUCCCCAUACUCGGCCAUGAAGAACAGCAGCUCCACCACCAACUCCACCGGCAACGCCAGCGCCGGAUCCGGCGGGAAAACCCGACCGGCAAGAAACAAAUCCAGGCGGUCUCCCUACCCCCAGCUGUCCACGGAAACCCCAGAGUACGGCUCCGACUACUCCAUGGAGAAGACGCCCCUGGAGUACCCGACCCCGGAAGUCCCGUCCGUCCCGAUUCAGACGUACCCCAACAUGAUGUACCCCACCACCCCCGAGUCCAUGAGCGUGGACAGGUACAGCGCUUUGUACUCCACGCCCUACCCCCACCCGGGUAUGACGAUGUACCGAGACGCGGCCUGUGUCUACUCACCUUACCAAGCCGCCGCCCACCAACGAUACCUAGAUAACCGCAGCCCGUACAGAACGUACGAAGAACGGUACUACCCGGCUCGCGAUCCGGCAGCGUACCCCGGGUACCUGUCUUCAAACGCGGCCAUCCAAAGCGCCGCGGCGGCGACGACGUCAAGACUAACUCACAUGGGGGAUUCUUGCCAUGAUCCGACCCAAACUGGAUUAACCGGGGUGCAGUCUCAGUACGAUUUCCGUACCGGAAAUGAUAUUUCCGGAAAUAACUCGGGUUUGAUUGGAGCAGGGAUGAGCUGUUCGAGAAGUAGUUCACGCGAGGCGCCGGCGUACAGUGUUCAGCAUUAUCCGGCGCCCUACAGCAACCGGUCGGAGUCGUCGGCGUCGGAGGUGGACGUGGGCAGCGAGGAGUUCACGGAGAAGCAGCGUCAGCAGAAGCAGAAACAGCACCAGCACGCCAAACAGCAGCACAGCGCGCAACAGCAGAAACAACAACAACAACAGUCGCAGCAUGCGCUGGGGCAGAUUUCCGACCCCACGAAUAAUUCUGGAACGAAUUCGAACGGGGUCGGAGUAAAUGGAGGGGUUGGGGGCGUGUUGGGUAAAUUUGAACUGUCCAAUCAUAAUAAUGUUAAAGAGGACACGCACUCUAAAUCAUCAGAUAAUAAUAGAUCAAUAUCAACAGUCUCGCCCCCUCAAAGAGAGGCGUGUAUACCGCAAUCAGUAAUUAUUCGGCGCCAGUCUAAUGUCUCGUCGACAGUGACGUCAUCGGAACUAGCGCGGGGCAUCGCGUCAUCACCGGAGUAUAAAAACAGCAUGAAGGGAAGUAAUAAACCCAGCGCCUCUCUUACUGGGAGUAGCCUCUCCUACAUUCAGCAGACUCCCCCCUCCAACUCGGAGUCAUCGUCGUCGUCGUCGUCGUCUUCCUCAUCAUCCUCCUCCUCGUCCACGUCGUCCACCGUGCACCACCACCAGCACCAAGGACACGCCCAGCCGCACCAUCACCUGCAGCAGCAGCAGCAACAACAACACUACUGCGGCCCCAACCACCACAGCACGCCACUGCACGGCGCGCACCACAAUCAAACCAACCACCCUGAGGUGAGAAAGACGCCCGGCGCCGCGGAAAUCAUCCCCCUUGCCACCUCCCUCUCGCACAACAUGGAGUUGUCGAUCCCCGGGGACACGGCGACCUCUGGCGUCGAAAAACUCUACGACAUCACCUCCUCCACCGCGAACAACCACCCGAACGGUAAAAACUUCAGCAUGUCUUCCCCGGAGGACGCGAACCCCACGAACAAAUACUUCGACAUGUCCUCCGUCACUUCCGGUAACAAACACUACGACAUGACGUCACCGCCGAACCACAAACUCUACGACAUGACGUCACCGCCGAGCAGCAAACUCUACGACAUGACCUCGCCCACCGCCGCCAACAAACUCUACGAGAUGUCCGCCGUGCAUCACCCCACCAAAAACUUCUACGACAUGUCCGCCGCCGUCGCCAACAACCCUACCAACAAAUUCUACGACCUCUCCUCUUCCGGCGCCCCCUCCCCCAACAAGUACUACGACAUGCGGAUGAUGCACGACAAAGCCCUCACCGCCACCGCCAACGACUACAACGCCUGCUUCAAAUCAGCCUGUCCCUACGACAACUACGCCCAAUCCAGCAUGUACCAAACGGCUGCGCUACAAUCCCAAAGACCAUAUCCCAUCGUCCCCCAGGCCGGAUACACCAGCGUCAUAGUCGACCCCCAGCAAUAUCAGAUCGCCAAUGGAUACGCUGUCCACUAGCAAUCGCUCCCGAAUGUACUACGAUUACAUAAUACUGUGAUGAUGGUUCCCAGAAAGUUGGUAUUAAAAGAAAAUCCUCAAAUAAUUUAUUCUUUAUGAAACUCAACAUAUUCAGAUACGCUGAUCAAUAAAUUAUUUCAUAAUACAAAUCGUACACUUAAUAUAUGGGUACACUUCAUAUAGUGAUGGAGAAUUUACAGCAACUUUUUAAACUGCUCAGUAUUUCUUUUUUUUUUCAGCUUCAGAAAUUAUUGUAUUGAACUUGUUUUUUGAGGAAAAUGUUAAAUUCAAAUUUGUUUUAUGUGAACAUGAUUUAUUAAUGUUGUUUUGGGAGAAAAUAAUAAUGGGAGAAAAUGAUUUUGGGAAAAAUGAUUUUGGGAGAAAAUGAUUUUGGGAAAAAAUGAUUUUGGGGAAAAUGAUUUUGGGUGAAAUAGAUUGUAUUGUUGUUGCUUUUGGAGAAAUGAUUGUCAAACUUGCUUCGGGAGAUAAAUUUGGAAACUCCUUGGGGAUGUGAAAUAAGAUUAAGUGCAAUUGAUAUGUUGUGAAUCUUUAGCACCACGUACUGCUAUAUGUGGUUCUAGCUGUUGUGUGUGCGUGUUUUAAAAAUGUAGAAUAAUGUAGAAACAGUUAUAUCUGAAGUUAGUUGACGUGUAUGUGUGAGAGAGAGAGAGUAUGUGUGUGUACAUUAGCAUAUAUAU
Physella acuta is the source of this 4361-nucleotide messenger RNA. RefSeq names its product aryl hydrocarbon receptor nuclear translocator. The record is from RefSeq and is a predicted model, not a curated record. Gene Ontology annotation, molecular function: protein dimerization activity; RNA polymerase II transcription regulatory region sequence-specific DNA binding; DNA-binding transcription factor activity, RNA polymerase II-specific. Lineage: Eukaryota; Metazoa; Mollusca; Gastropoda; Physidae. Gene Ontology annotation, biological process: regulation of transcription by RNA polymerase II.